Molecule: messenger RNA, 4938 nt
Organism: Lagopus muta (rock ptarmigan)
Lineage: Eukaryota; Metazoa; Chordata; Aves; Galliformes; Phasianidae
Gene: PGAP4
Product: post-GPI attachment to proteins GalNAc transferase 4
Exons: 2
Coding region: 925-2112 (395 amino acids)
Biological process (GO): GPI anchor biosynthetic process
Cellular component (GO): Golgi membrane
Molecular function (GO): glycosyltransferase activity
Source: RefSeq, a predicted model, not a curated record
AAAGAAAGCUAUGGGAACACAGUGCAAAUUCUCAUGCAUCAGUGUGCCAAUUUGUUAUCUCUGUUUACGCAAAAUCUUUGAAAUCUUGUAUUUUUGUGAGUCGUUAGAAUAGCACAGCACUGGUUCACAGGUCUAUCCCAGACUGUUUGAGCUGUCACAGCAUAAAGGAUCUGUUCUCUAAGAAAGAUUUGGAGCAACUCUCAUAAACUUUCCAUUCAUCUUAGUAAAAGACCCUUCAUACAAGGCAUCAUCAGAUGCCACAGGGAAAUAGGAAGCAGUUCCCAUAAUAGUAAAUGUAGCAAAUAUGUGAUAGAGUGGUGAAGACAGUUCUGAAACAGUCCUGGAUUUAGACCCUGCUUACUGUUUUCUCUGAGUCAUUUUUUCCAAGUGGCUCUUCUGAGACACAGUGAAACACUGUGGCACUGGUUGCUUCCUAUCCACACAGCAUUCCUCAGGACACUUCAAGCAACAGUGCAGAGAAGGAAAAAGGGCUGGGAACAGCAUUCUCUGGUUAGAACUUAGCAAAGGCAAACUUAGCAAAGAGGUUAAAAAUGGGAGAAAUUCUCCACUGAUCCAGUCAGAUGGAGGACAUGAAUAGCUCAGUUCACAAGGACAGGGAAUAGCAAGUAGAAAGGAAAGUCAAACAGUAGGUUAUAAAGGGAAAUUGCUGCCAUGAAAGAAUAUACAUAAACAGCCUACAUGCCCUAGUUUGGUGAAAGCUACCAACAAGAAUUGGUGUCCAUAGCAGCCCAGAGAAGCAGAACAGGAAAGCUGGAUAUGGCAAAAUCUCAUUUCUGUGAAGGUGUGGACAAACUUUGGCAGCCACCAAUGCAAUGGUAUCUUGAGACCCAGAGAAGAUGCAGUGGAAGUGAAGGAGGGAAGGCACUGGGUGCCCUGAGGUAGGAGUGCCCUCCUGCAGCAGCUAUGUUACACUAUGCCUGGCAGCUCUACGGGAGGUGGUGCCGCUGGUCCAGUCCUUUCAUCCACUUUCUCACUCUGACUGUAGUGACAUUUGGUGUGCUGGCUCCUUUGAUUUGCCACCGACUCCUCUACUCUUAUUUUUAUUUGCGGCGCUGGCACCUGAAUCCCAUGAGCCAGGAGUUCUUGAGUCAGAACCGGCAGGAGGGUCAGGCUGCCCUCCAUUAUUUUGAGAAGCUGCAGAUACCAAAUAUCUCCAAGGCCUCCAACAGUGAAACCUUUCGGCCCUUGCUGCUGGUCACCAUUAUCACUGUGCAGAGGCGGGAUGAUUUCCACUAUGUCUUGCAGGUGGCAUCCCGUUUCCACCGCCUCCUCCAGCAAUGUGGGACAAAUUGCCAGAGCCACCGUGUCCUCGUCUGUAACGUGGAGCCUGACCCCAGUCAUCAUCAGGAUGUCAAGCUGCUGAGCAGCUUCUUUCCUAUGGUCAGUCGUGACAAAACUGGGGAGGACCCUGACCCUAGAGUGAACCACUUUGAGAAGGAGAAGCAGGACUAUGUCUUCUGCCUUGAGCAGUCGCUCUUGGCAUAUAACCCAGAAUAUGUCCUGGUAGUGGAAGAUGAUGCUGUGCCAGAGGAAGAGAUAUUCUCUGUCUUGCAGCACCUCUUCUUAGCCCGAUUCUCCAAACCAUACCUCAGAGAUGCACUCUACUUCAAACUUUACCAUCCUGAGAGGCUUCAGCAGUAUGUCAACCCUGAGCCCAUGCGAAUCCUCGAGUGGCUGGGUUUGGGAAUGUUUCUGGGGCCUGUGCUGAACUGUGUGUACUCCUGGGCAGCUGGGCGCCCGAGCCUGAAUUGGCCCAUCAUCUUGUUCUUUGCUGCCUAUAGCAUGGCACUGUCAGAGCUGGUGGGACGGCACUACCUGCUGGAGCUGCGCCGGCUGGCCCCUGUGCUGUAUAACGUUGUGCCGGUCACAGAGUGCUGCACACCUGCCAUGCUGUUCUCUGCUUCUUCUGCCCAUCGUGUCUUAGGUUACUUGAAGGGGUUGCAGUGUCGCCAGGGUUUUGCUAAGGACAUUGCCCUCUACUCACUGCUGCGCACGAAGGGGGAGAAUGCCUACGUGGUGGAACCCAACCUGGUCCGGCAUGUGGGGAUGUAUUCCAGCCUUCGCCUAAACGACAACCCAAAACUGCUGUGAUGUCUUCAUGCCUUUCUAGACACAAAGCCCUGAAAACCUUGUCACUGAGCUGACACCGCAAUCUCAAAUGCUGAACACCCUGCCACUCGCACCAAAUAUCUCCUGCCUCCAAGUGGACAGAGAACAACACCUGAAAAACAAGUUUCUCAAGAAAUGAAGCUUAUGUACAUGCAGACCCUAAUCCGUAUUUUGAACUAAUUACUGUUCAGCACGUAUGGCUUGGAUCGGAUGAUCUCAAUGGUCUUGCCAACCUUAAUGAUUCAACCAUGCUAUAUGAGUGGGAAGUGGAGGCUUUCAGAUUAGGAUGUGGGUCAAGUACUCUCUUUCACCAUGAUCAACGAAAAGAUCUCACACCAUUACAAACAGCUGUACUGCCUACUCUCCUUUGCAUUCAUUACAGAAUUCCCAGCCUAGGGAAGAAGCAAUGCUGGACAAAGUGAAUGUGUCUAAUUUAAGCUAGUGAGGAGAAAGGGCUCUUAUUUGCCCAUCUUCACUAAGAUGUGAUGUCUGACUUUUUCAAAGUUGUGGUUCUAAGCACAUCUUUCAAAAGCAGCAUAGAUGUAAUAAGAACUUUCCCUGGAAAAUCAUGUAAGUUCUGCAAAUUUUGCUAAUAAUUUAAUUAUUUCUUACUAUCUCUCCUUACAGAUCCUGUCUGUACCUAUACCCUUUCCUGUCCUUUUCCUCAGAGCAGAGGUCAUUGGAAACUUGUCUCUGCUGCUUUGUUAAAGGUCAGGUCAGAAGAUAGGAAUAGGAAAGCAGAAUAACAGCCACUGGUGCUCACAGCCACAUCACAAAUACACAAUUUCAUAGAUGCAUUUCCAGAAAUUAUAAACAACACAUAAUUACUACCAUGUUGGUUGGUAUCACAACUACUUGUAGAGGAUCUAGGUUGUUAAGAGCUUUUAUCAGUUGCUGAUUGGACUUGGACAUUCAACAGGAAUUUACCUUGACUUCCAAUCAGCACAGAAGCAAAGGGAAGAUUACAUCAGGUGCUGCCACAGUGUGGGGUUCCUUAUUUCAUUUUGGAACUGUAACUUACAGCUCUGUCAAAGUGGUCCACUCACUGCUCCUGGCAGCAGGCAAAGAGGCCAUAAGAAACUAAGCUAGCUGUCAUAUAAAGAAGCAACACAUCAAAGUACCACUCCUCUGCUGACCCAUUAACUUAACCUGUUCUGUUUGUCAGGCAUUUGGGAUAGGUACUUUGUACCUUAGCUGUGAGCACAGUUAAAUAUAAAACCAUGGGGAUAACAAAGAUACCAUAUAAUAUCAAGACUGUCACCAAAACGUAGCUGAAGAAAAGCCCUCUUGGACUUCUGUGGGCUUUGAAUCAAGUUCACGUUUAGGUGGAGUUUGCUUGAGCAAUACUUGAAACCAGCUUCCUAACUUCAGAAUUAACCAAUUAAUUAACCAAUAGCAUUUUCAUUGAGUUUUGUUUGGGGAUGGUUGUUUAUUCCUUUAUUCUUGCCAAAGAAAUAACUCUACUUUGAAUUUUUCUUUUCUCAGUCUCUACCAGGUGAUUUAAGCCUUCAGCUUUUAACAAGUUUGGCUGCAGGUGGAAAAGGCAUAAAAAUCUUGAGAGGUGAAUCAUUUGCAGACCUCCAGCUGUGUUGUGUCCAUAGUGGGUACUGAACACAAGGUACACGUGCUCAACAUAGGUUAGCCAAUUAGAAAUGGCUUCACAGCUUGGGUCAGUGCAGGCUCAGACAGAUGAACUUUGCUUGCUUAGUAGAUCAGCUAGGACACUUUGAUAUCUUCUUUGGAAAUCAGAUGUGAAUAAAGCUUGCUUGUGGAUUCCAUAUCAUUCCAAAGGCCAAACACCUCUUCUGCCAGAGGACACAGAAAAGAUUGCACAGACAGAACUCUUAUGUUCAUUCUUAGCUGCCGAAAACCCCAAAGAUAUCAAAAUGGUCACACAGAACCACAAGUGGCAGGUGGGCAAGCCUAUUCUUGGGCUUUAUGAUAACAAGGUAAGAUGGCAGGAUGUGAGUGUCACUUUCUAUUUAUUCCACUAAGUGCCUGCACCUGCAAGUACAACUUGUUUGCUUAUGUUUCUUCAGCUUUGAAUGUUUCAGUGUGGUAUGCUUUCUCUUCACUCUUUUUUUUCCAGCUUUGUACUGUACAAAUCCAGAACAACAUCCUGUUAUUUUCAUGAGGGUUCACUCAUGCUUGCAGUGAAAAUCUCACUGUAAGCUAUAAUUUGGAUAUUAGGAAAAAAUUUUUCUCCAAAAGAGUGAUCAGGUGCUGGAACAGGCAGCCAAAAGUGUUGGUCGAGUCACUGUCCCUGGAGGUGUUCAAGAAAUAUUUACAUGUUGUACUGUGGUUUAGUGGGAAAUACUGGCGACAGGUUGAUAAAUCUUGGAGGUCUUUUCCAACCUUCAUGAUUCUAUGGCUCUAUAAUUCUAUAAUAAGUGGGAUAGAGAAAGAAAAAAUGAAAGAAGGAAAAGGAAUUAAGAAACUUUAGAUAAGAAUGCAACCAACUAUAUGGAGUCAAUAAAUGUUUUGAUGUGGGAAAUUAUGUAUCAGUUUGUCUCCAAGUUAUUUUCCUUUUAUUUUGCCCUGUAUUACUCAGUUGUUCUAGUAGUCAGUAAUCUGACUAAGCUUUAUAUCUGAAAGCUGAGAACAUGAACUUCAGGCAUCCCUCUAAAACUAGAAAGCCACUUACAGUGCAACAGCCCAGGGAGUUUGGCUAGGAGAAAACAGCAAACAGCAUUUGGAGGGGCAACAACUUCAACCUGCGAGUGAACGAGCUCCUGAUAAGCCACUUAAGUGCCCUAUUCACCUUUACAAUGGAGGUGGUUCUUUCACUGAGCCAGCUGGGAGCCAUUC